ACAAAAAUAUCAAAAUCCCGUGUAUCUUUCUUACAACAUCUUCUUCAUUCUCAAUAUUCAAGAAUCAAGGAGUAGUUGGAAAUAUGAGUUCAAGUAGCAGAGCAUGGAUUGUUGCAGCUACUAUUGGAGCUGUGGAAGUACUGAAAGACCAAGGUGUCUGCAGAUGGAACUAUACCGUAAGGUCGGCCGUGCAGCAUGCCAAGAACCAUAUCAGGCCUGCUUCACAGGCCAAGACUCUCUCUUCUCAAUCAUCAGCUGCGAUUUCAAAGGGACUGAGCAAGGAUGACGCUUCUAAACAAUCAGAGGAGUCGUUGAGGAAGGUCAUGUACUUGAGCUGUUGGGGUCCCAACUGAAUCGUUUAACUAGCUCAUCAAUCUUUACAAGAAAACAUCCUUUGGGUGGUGAAGUGAAUGGUUAACUACUCGUGAGUGCAAGCUUUGGUCAUUUUAAAGAAGACUUUGAUCUUGAGGACUGAACGAACAAACUGAGUUGGGGAGGCAUGCAGGGUUGGGUUGAGGACUA
Molecule: messenger RNA, 522 nt
Organism: Hibiscus syriacus
Lineage: Eukaryota; Viridiplantae; Streptophyta; Magnoliopsida; Malvales; Malvaceae
Exons: 1
Coding region: 84-353 (89 amino acids)
Source: RefSeq, a predicted model, not a curated record